Molecule: messenger RNA, 2727 nt
Organism: Pisolithus orientalis
Lineage: Eukaryota; Fungi; Basidiomycota; Agaricomycetes; Boletales; Pisolithaceae
Exons: 11
Coding region: 1-2646 (881 amino acids)
Source: RefSeq, a predicted model, not a curated record
AUGACUGUGACCGAGAAGCAUGCACUUGAGGCGCUGCGAGAUCCAGCAUUGAACAACUCAGUUGGUGAGGCCGCAGACGAUGGAUAUGAAAGCGACGAGUAUGGCGCAAUGGUCCUGGAUGGAACGGAGCCACUUGAUGUCAGUCAUGCUGGUGGUGAGUUUCAAGAACUCACCAGCGGGUUAUUGGGGGAAUUCUGGAAAAGCGCUUCUCAGAAGAUUGGGGGGAAAUGCCUGGAUUAUCGUAUGUUCCGGGAUCGUACUGCUAAACGGACGGCUGCAUUCAAUGUGCAAAUGGGUGCGAUGGUGGAAGCUUACAUGGCCUGGUCCUUGAUCUGGAAGGGUGCGAGUGGACGGGGAUUUUUUGAUUCGGAUGAGCGACAUACACGGGAAGAACAGCAGAGGAGCGACGGCGUAGACACCAGGCUACUCAGUGUACUGGUGUUAGACAUCUUCUGCGCUGAGAAGACUUCUAUAACUGUAGGGCCUACUGAUCAUUACCUAACUUCAGCUCUCGUGUGCCAUGGUCUAAUCCUGUGCUCUCCCAUUACCCCCAAGGUCGCCAUUACAGUGCAAGCUCUUGACCUGUACCACACUGUUCGUCAACGUUGCCCCCAUCUUUCCAUCCAGGGAUACAUCAAAUUGCUCUGCAAUAUACACGGGGUCCCAUUUCACAAUCACCGCUCAUGUCAAUUUUCCAUCGCGCUCGACAUUUACUUGCAAAUUUUAGCACUCGUCUCGAACCUUGUGCACCAGGCACUGCAGCGCGAUCAACCUGACUGGUGGCUCAAGCACGGCUGUCCUUCUUGUACUUACAAAUUGCAGGACGAACCGACAAUGCGAUUCAAGAUGCUAUUUGCUCAGGAUGGGAAUGACUCUCUCAAGAGAGUGGCAACCAGGGUACUGGACGGCAACCUCGAUGAUGCUUCCCCUCUUACCCCUUCUCAUCCUAUGCUGGAGGGUGCGUUUCAUCAUGAACAAUAUCUGACCCGUGAUUUUGUCGAGAAAUUUGCAUCCGGACAGCAGACAGGUCACAGCAUCGUUGCGGAGGAUGGUGAUGGGAACCUUUGUGCGGAGUGCUGGAAAAACAUGAAGGACAGUGCUACACAAAAAAUGUGGAGCGUAUUUGACGAAACAGGAGUCUUCAUAGCAGUCUGUCGGCAUGGCUUCUGCCUGCUUAUCGCAGAUAUGGUACAAAGUGGCGAACAGUCUAAGUAUGCGCUCGCGGUGACGUCCAAACUCCUCGACGUGUUUUGGCUAUGUCAGUUAGACAACCUCACAACCUACGUCGAAGGUCUCAGACUCGAAGAUCUCGAAGGUUGUGAGAGGGCUUUUUCAAAGAGCAAUGCCCUUGUGCCAUCUACUCGAUACAUGUCAAUUUUUCACAGAAGGCAGGCAAUUGUGUGCUAUAUUGAACACAAUGACAAACUGGAAGUGUACGCAAAUCUCACAAAGUUCUUACUGAAUAACUACAAACAAGCCCUCGAUCUUCUUUCUAAUGGCUGCUUGACCCUCGAACGGCUGAUGCACGAGCUAGGAGUAAGCGACCCUGACACCUUUAAGCUUUGGUUGGAUGAAGAACGUGAAUAUCUCAGGUCCCUCCUGCGCGAGCCUGUGGAAGAAACGCUGCAGAUGGAAUAUUGGCAAUGGCUUGUAAAUCUAGCUGGGAGCAGCAAACACCUCGAGUCAAUCCUAUCUACAUGGACUGUCAUUAUGGCUAACGAUGCAGCGUCCCCUUGGAGUGAUAGCAGUGUGACAAGGAAAGUGGAGACCAUGCACCACCAUGCCCAAGAGAACUAUGAAAAGGACUUGAAGGCUGUACAGGAGCUCGAGGGACGCCUCGAGAUAACAUGCCGCUGGGUACCGGAGGACGAGGAAUGGCAGGCGGCAGCCUGCCUGGUCACCAAUCGAAAAUAUCAAUGGGCAUUGGAUAACCUGUCAAAGAUGAACCAGUCUGGCACUGGCUAUAAACUUCGUAAGCACAUUGGCAAGGCCUUGCAAACAUGCUCAGCUGCCAUCCGGGCUGCCCUCUCCCAAUAUAAUGCUGCAGCCAAAGUCCUCGGCCAUCAAACACUGGAAUUUGAGGAGGUUGUUGAGUACGCAUUCCUAGCUGACUUUGACCUUCUCAGAGAUAUGCGGAAGGACAUAUCGACCCGCCCGUGGGCGUCACCCACUGCCCACCUUGCCAUAAACAUGUAUUUCAAGUUAUGCCAGGCUGAGGAAGAAGUGGUUCACCUGAAUGUGGAGAUUCGUCGUGUUGUUACAUAUCUUAUUGACGAAGACCGCUACCUCCGGGCUUGUGAAGCCCUCUACCAGGAUACCAACCCUGCACUUGCAUACCAAAUUUCUAGGUACUGUGCCAUCCGCUCCCGAUUCACCCCAUUGCACCUCCAUACCCUCGAAAAAAUAUCCCAUCUCCCCAGAUUCAGGGGUACCCUAACCCCUGGCAUUAGUGUAUCACGUGGCCCAGGGGAUAGUGCACAUGUCCCACAGCGGGUCCCUAUACAGUCCGUAUUGUCAUCCCCACCUAUUUGUACAGAUGAUGGCGAAGAGGAGGCCGAUGAAGACCUUGACGAUGAUCAUGGGGAUGAUUUGGAGGAGCAAUGCGAGGCAUUGCAGCAUAUCCUAAGUGUUACUACGGACACAUAAGUAGAUAAAUUACUUAAAUGUCCUUGCAUCAGUUGACUUUGGCGAGAAUAUGGGAUUUCAUGUGACAGGGCACUAGCUGCG